AUGGCGGCAAAAGUCUAUCCUCUGUGGAUCGCUGGAGGAGAAGUGACCACUUCAGCAGACCUCAUACCCAUUGAGAAUCCCGCAAAGGGCGAGAUCUUCGCGCAUUGCCAUGCGGCUACUGAUGCAGAUGUCGAGACGGCCGUUCGGACCGCUCACGAUGCCUUCAAAAGCGGCAUUUGGUCGCGAGCAGACAGGCACCAUCGAGCCGACGUCCUGGAAAGAAUUGCACAGCUGCUCACCGCAAAACUUCCAGAGUUGAUUGCUCUCGAAGUCGAGCAGACUGGACGUGCGAUUCGGGAAAUGAAUGCACAAGUGCCUUCUCUGAUCAAAUGGUUCAAGUACUACGCUGCCUUGAUAAGGACCGAGGAACGUCCAGUCCUGCCAACAUCUGGCAAGCUUCAUAACUGGAUCGAUAGAAGGCCACUUGGAGUUGUGGUGCAGAUCACGCCUUUCAAUCAUCCACUCUUGAUCGCUGUCAAAAAGAUCGCACCUGCGCUUGCGGCGGGUAACUCAGUGAUCCUCAAGCCUUCCGAACUGACUCCGCUGACUUCAAUCCUGCUUGGACCGCUAUUCGCUGAAGUCGGCCUGCCUCCCGGAGUAUUCAAUGUUCUGCCUGGCUAUGGGGCUACCACUGGCAAGGCUUUAGUGUCACACCCUCUCGUGAAGAAGGUGGAUGUUACAGGCGGCACACCGUCUGGUCGAGCGAUCGGCGCGAUCGCUGGUGCAAACCUGGCACAUUUCACAGCAGAGCUAGGUGGCAAAGCGCCAGUCAUUGUGACCAAGAAUGCCGAUAUCGAUCUUGCGGUCAACGGAGUCGCGUUUGGGUCGUUCAUUGCAAGUGGUCAAACUUGCAUCGCUGCCACUCGAAUUAUCGUGGAGAACAGUAUCAUGUCCGACUUUUUGCAGAAGUUGAGGAUCAAAUGCGAAUCGAUAGAGCGAAGGAUGGGCUCUCCAACGAAUGCUGCUUCAAUGAUGGGUCCCAUGAUAUCUCGGAGACAGCUUGGCAACGUUAUCGCCCUUGUCGACGAGGCAAAAGCAAAUGGUAUCACGAUACUGGCUGGAGGCGCAUUGCUUGAGGGUGUAUCGCAGCUCGAUGGCACCGAUUUCAGCAAAGGCUACUUUUACCCUCCCACAGUCCUCAUAGAUUCAACAUCGGCGAAAAUCACCGAACAAAGGAUUUGGCGUGACGAAGCGUUUGGGCCUGUGAUCGUUGUAGUAGGCGCCAGUAGUGAGGAUGAAGCUAUUCGACUUGCCAAUGACAGCGAAUUUGGACUUGGUGCUGCGGUAUGGACGAGCGACUUGUCUCAAGCCUAUCGCAUAUCUGACCAAAUCGAGUCUGGGAUCUGCUGGAUCAAUACACACCAUCGCAAUGACCCAAGCAGUCCCUGGGGAGGAAUCGGCAGCUCGGGCGUCGGGAGCGAGAAUGGCAUCGCAGAUGCGUACCACGCCUAUACCACUACAAAAAGUACGAUCAUCAACUAUGCGUCCACUGAAGAGAGCUUAGCCAAUGAUGACUGGUUUCGUGAAGGAGCAGCAACCGUCCGCUACGGAUGA
This is a messenger RNA of Pseudocercospora fijiensis CIRAD86, 1554 nucleotides long. RefSeq lists its product as uncharacterized. The transcript has 6 exons. Lineage: Eukaryota; Fungi; Ascomycota; Dothideomycetes; Mycosphaerellales; Mycosphaerellaceae. Gene Ontology annotation, molecular function: aldehyde dehydrogenase (NAD+) activity. The record is from RefSeq and is a predicted model, not a curated record. The coding region runs from base 1 to 1554 and encodes 517 amino acids.